Fundulus heteroclitus (mummichog) is the source of this 2295-nucleotide messenger RNA. RefSeq names its product angiopoietin-related protein 5-like. Gene Ontology annotation, molecular function: receptor tyrosine kinase binding. The record is from RefSeq and is a predicted model, not a curated record. Bases 304 to 1095 code for a protein of 263 amino acids. The transcript has 7 exons. Gene Ontology annotation, biological process: Tie signaling pathway; angiogenesis. Lineage: Eukaryota; Metazoa; Chordata; Actinopteri; Cyprinodontiformes; Fundulidae.
UCAUAGCAGUAAUUUUUUUAAACUAAACUAAUUUGAACAAAUUUUUCUUGGGAAUUUGAGAGACCUAUUUUGAGAGGGGCGUAGGUUAAAGGCUGUUUUCUUUUGGCUGAACAGUGGAGGUCUGUGCCAAUGCCUGUCUGUUGCUCUGAUGUUUUUACCACAGAGUAUGAUCUGGGCAAAAGGGGAGGAGAUUUAUGGGUACUGGGAAGGAGGUUUGGUAGUUUGUCUGCUGUAUAAAGCUGUUGCUGCAUUUGUUUUGCAGUUUGAGCUUGGGUACAAGGUUCAAGCCACAGGCAGGUCAAAAUGAAGAGUGUGCUCGGCUAUUGUGCUCUCAUAUUCACACUUCUUUUGAGCUGCUCAGUCCAGGCUGCGAAAAAGCAGAAAACUGUUUCUUCUCAAGGUACAGACUGCACACAAAUUAAGACUCAGUCUCCAGAUGCCCUCAGUGGAGUUUAUGUAAUCCAGCCUGCAGGAGCCAACAAUCACUUCAAGGUGUACUGUGAGAUGACAUCAGAUGGAGGUUGGACAGUGUUUCAGAGGCGCAGUGGAGGCUCUGUGUCCUUCAACAGGAAAUGGGUGGCAUAUAAAAAUGGAUUUGGAAACCUCACAGAAGAUUACUGGCUGGGUCUGAAGAAAGUUUUUGCACUGACAAAGAAAAAAUCAAAGAAGUGGAUCUUGAGGGUGGACCUGUGGGACCAUAAAGGUGGCAGUGCUUUUGCUGAGUACAAGAACUUCCGGCUGGGAAAUGAGAAAACGGCUUUUAAACUCCAUGUGGGGAAAUACAGCGGAAAUGCAGGUGAUGCCAUCCGUGGGGCCUAUCGUGGCAUUGACCAAAAUGGCUUUGGCUUCAGCACCAUCGAUCGCGACAAUGACGGCUGCUCUCCGUGCAUCUUUGGCGACAUUGCUGAAGCAAAGUGUGCCUUUUUAAAAGUAGGUGGUUGGUGGUACAGCCGGUGUGGCUCUGCCGGUCUAAAUGGUGAAUGGCACCCUUAUGGAGAUCACAUCGGCUGGGCUUCCGGUCUCCACUGGCUCACCUGGAAACCUCCCGCCCCUUAUUCAGCCAAGGCCACAAGAAUGAUGAUGAAGUCUAUGUGAGAGAGAAACUAGCGACCGUAUAAAGUUCAAACCAGAUGUUUCCACACUUUGCAUGGGAAGUCAUCACCUUUUUUUUUCUUAUUGCUCUAAAUUGAAAGUUUAUUUCUGGUUUUUAGGUCAAUUGGGAUUACCAAAGCUAUUUUAAAUUUGCUAAAUGUCAAACUAAUCAGACACAGUAAUCUCUAGAGAUGAUUUGUUUAAUAUUUGUUUAAAAUCAGGUCUGUAUAUCUUUGCUCAAAUGUUUUGGGUAUUCUUCCACAAGCUUCUUACUACAAUUAGGUAGAAUUUUGACUCAUUCCUUCAGGAAGAAGUGAUGUAACGAUGAGUCAAGUUUACUUACCCACACCUUUUUAUCUUAGUGCGAAAAGACUUUGCUGUCUUUAAGUCAACAUAAAUGUAAAAUACUUUAUUUUUUGUUUUAUCAGACCACGGGAGUUGUCAUAAAAUACUAAGAUCACGGUCAUGGCAUUGUCAUCCAGGCUUUCACAACAGUUUAAAUGUUUUGUAAUUUUACUGUAUGUAAACUUUUGAUUUUGAAGAAAGUAAUUAACACAAUUUUCUUAUUGUGGCAUUUACCAAAUAGAACUUUUGGUUGUCCUAACUUACCUAGAACAAUAAAAGUGAAGUCUGAUUUAAUGUCAGACAGAUAUGUAAAUGUUUGGUUUCAACUGUACAUCCUGGCCUUCAAGAUAACGUGCAUUUUCAAGAUAUGCUUUUAUUUACUUAAAACGGCAAGUACUCCUUUCUUGAGUGUUUUUCCACAUGCAACUUAUCUGCCAUAUGCCAUGUAAACUCCUAUUUCUACUUUAGCUGUUACUUGUUCUCAUAUACAUGGUCUUUGAACAUGGCCUGUACUUAUCAAAAGGAAUGUUUGAAAUAAAUGUCAGGCAUGCUUUCUAGUUACACAGUACAAACCUUUUUGUCACUAUCCUGUUGUGUGCAAUAUCCACAAUCCUGCAUUUUGUGACCAAAAAGAUUAUUUUUGUCCAAACUGGUUGUAAAUUAGUAAAUGCCAAUUUAAGACUCGAGUUUAUUUAAAGUUGUGUUUUGAUGGGUUCAAAUCCUGGCCACAGCUUUUUUCAAAUAGAGUUUGAAUGUUUUCCAGUGCAUCUGUUGGUCUCUCCCUGCACUCCAGUCCCCACUGAAAAGAUGGCCAUGGUCCAAAUAUAUGCAUAAUAUACAAUAAAUGGUAACUCAAUA